This is a messenger RNA of Salvia miltiorrhiza (redroot sage), 1266 nucleotides long. RefSeq lists its product as uncharacterized. The record is from RefSeq and is a predicted model, not a curated record. The coding region runs from base 393 to 962 and encodes 189 amino acids. The transcript is spliced from 2 exons. Lineage: Eukaryota; Viridiplantae; Streptophyta; Magnoliopsida; Lamiales; Lamiaceae.
GGGGUAUGAUCUUCCUUAUUAACUUACCCGCAACAGUCGCAGUGGCGAAGCCAAACGCAAAAUAGAUUCCUUUGUACCGAAAUUUCUCGCAGCAUCUUCAAAUUACUUGCGCUAAACGAAACACUUAUUUGUAUUUGUAUUUUUAUUCUUUUUAGAGUCCGAAACGAAAUAUUUUUCAAUGAUUAAUAUUCCUCGCCUAUUGUUAUCAAUCGACAGAGAGAAGGAGAAGCCUUCAAAUUUCUUGCGCAAAACGAAACAUUUUCAAUUAUAUAAUUUGUUAGCUUAUUCCUAAAUCGAUAGAAGGAGAGAAAGAUCGCUUCAAAAAACAUUUUCAAAUAUAUAAUUUCUUCGCUUAUUGCUUUGAAUCGAGGGAGAGGGAGUGGUGAGGCAAAAUGGUGCUAUGGGAAAUCACUUUGGCAACGGCUUACUUUUUGGGUCUUAAACGAACCUACAGGCUUGCUAUGAAAAUCCAACGGAAGCUCAUCAGCCCUAAGCACCCUAGGGUCCAACAAUUUGUUCAUAGGCGAACUCGGAAUGUGUUUGAUUUAGCACUUACUGCUCAUCGCAAGAUACAAGAGAGGGAUAUUGAUGUUGGUCGGAACCUUGGCAACCGGAUUCUCAGGUGGCUUGAUAGAAUGAAGCCUGCAGCUCAGAUAAAAGGACAAUCUCCACCAACCCCUAAAACAAACAGCAACAUGCCAAAGCAGUUGAGUAAUCAGGGAGGACUCCCAAAAUCUACAGAUAAAAAAUCAGACAGAGAUCUAUUCACGGCUUGUCGAUCCAUCUUACCUAGAACCCGUACCAUUGCGACGAUGAUGGAGCCAACAAGGCCUAUCGGACACAAUGUCCAUUAUAGGCAAUACGUUACUGGUGAUUCGGAGUUUUUCACUGUGAACCACGCGAGAUUUGGCCCUAGGGAAGUGCUUAGGAAUGACAUAAGGCACUGGUGUAUGUAUCACUAAUCCUAUAAGACUUGCGAUUGAAGAAAUUUUGAAAAUGGGAAACAUGUAAAUAGCAGGAAGUUAAGGAGUCGAAAGCCCAGGAUUUUGCUCUGCUCUAGCUGGAAUUGUUUGUUCUUCUUGGUGAUCUAGUUUGCAUUUCUUACACAAUCUUGUUUGAAUUACUGCCUUUCAUUGGCAACCUUGUUGUGCCUCUACGUCAUGCCACUUGUUUGAACAUGCUUGGCCGUUGUAUUUCUUGAACGAACUUGCCAUUUUAAUGGUGAAAAAAGGAAUGUUAUGAUGAAAUUAGUUUCUUGUGCAGAAA